AUGUGUGCACCCCUGGUGGGUGUGUCAUGUGUGCACCCCUGGUGGGUGUGUCAUGUGUGCACCCCUGGUGGGUGUGUCAUGUGUGCACCCCUGGUGGGUGUGUCAUGUGUGCACCCCUGGUGGGUGUGUCAUGUGUGCACCCCUGGUGGGUGUGUCAUGUGUGCACCCCUGGUGGGUGUGUCAUGUGUGCACCCCUGGUGGGUGUGUCAUGUGUGCACCCCUGGUGGUUGUGUCAUGUGUGCACCCCUGGUGGGUGUGUCAUGUGUGCACCCCUGGUGGGUGUGUCAUGUGUGCACCCCUGGUGGGUGUGUCAUGUGUGCACCCCUGGUGGGUGUGUCAUGUGUGCACCCCUGGUGGGUGUGUCAUGUGUGCACCCCUGGUGGGUGUGUCGACAUACUCUCACUCGCCCGCUCUUGUUGGACGGGCACCUCGCCCGCUCUUGUUGGACGGGCACCUCGCCCGCUCUUGUUGGACGGGCAGCGGCUGGCCACGGCCAGCAGCAAGGGCACUCUGAUUCGCGUGUUCAACACGGCGGAUGGCAUGAAACUGCACGAGGUGAGCUUUGCGCCGGGGAGUGGAGACUCAUCUGCAGCCUCGUCUUCUCCCCCAAGGCGCCCUUCCUCGGUGGUCGCUAGUCACACCUGCUCACCGCACUGCACCUUGCAUCAGACCAUUCCCUCCCCUUGCCACCCCCUCGCUGCCCCCCCCAUGGCUGGCAGUUGCGCCGGGGAGUGGAGAGUCGUCUGCAGCCUCGUCUUCUCCCCCAAGGCGCCCUUUUUGGUGGUUGCUUGUCACACCUGCUCACCGCAUUGCACCCCUCUCCUUACGUCCGCCCCCUCACGCCAGCUACGGCGGGGAGUGGAGAGAGCCGACAUAUACAGCCUCGUCUUCUCCCCCAAGGCGCCCUUCCUGGUGGCAGCAAGCAACAGAGGCACCGUGCAUGUGCUCUCACUCUCGCCCAUUCCCUCAUUUCGCCUUCCCCCCGGCUCUCCCUGGUGUGGUGGGGGAGCGGUAUCGGCACUGUCAUCGUUCGGCCUGAUGAAAGGUGGGAUGCGGGGGGUGGCCUGGGAUGGGUUGCGGGGGUGGCAUGGGAUGCUCCCGAGGGGUGGGGUGCUCAAGGGGUGGGGUGCUCAAGGGGUGGGGUGCUCAAGGGGUGGGGUGCUCAAGGAGUGGGGUGCUGGAGGGAACCACUUUGCCGUAAUCACUCCGUCCCCUGGAUACCCGUCUUACCCAUGUGUGUGUGCCCAUGCGUGUGUACAUGCACACGCGCUGCUCACUCCUCUCAUGCUACCCCCGUCUCCUGCUUCCGAUUUACUCCUCCCUUCUCCCCUCCCAGGAGUCCUCCCCAAGUACUUAAGAGACGAGCGCUCGCUGGCAUUCUACCGGUAUUUCAGUGAUGAGCGCUCGCUAGCAUUCUACCGGGUGGGCGUGCACACGCGCAUGCUCGCUGCCUUUGGUGCCGAGGCCAACACCGUCAUCGUCGUCGGCAGCACUGGCGCGUUCUACAAGCUUCAGUUUGACCCGCAAACAGGUGGUGAGAUGAGGUUGUUGGAGGCAGCAAACUUCCUUGCGACAGAAGACGAGCAGAUUUGA
Messenger RNA from Closterium sp. Naga37s-1, 1593 nucleotides. The record is from the annotation of a GenBank genome assembly. Lineage: Eukaryota; Viridiplantae; Streptophyta; Zygnematophyceae; Desmidiales; Closteriaceae.